Molecule: messenger RNA, 2173 nt
Organism: Polyodon spathula (Mississippi paddlefish)
Lineage: Eukaryota; Metazoa; Chordata; Actinopteri; Acipenseriformes; Polyodontidae
Product: short/branched chain specific acyl-CoA dehydrogenase, mitochondrial-like
Exons: 11
Coding region: 68-1378 (436 amino acids)
Cellular component (GO): mitochondrion
Molecular function (GO): acyl-CoA dehydrogenase activity; flavin adenine dinucleotide binding
Source: RefSeq, a predicted model, not a curated record
CUUGGCUAAAACACUAAAUUCUCGCGAGUUAAUCUGGGUAAAAAAAAAAAAAAAACAAAACAAAAAAAUGGCAGCUCCCUUAGUGAGAAACUGCUUUAAGCUUGGAAGAAAUGUUGUUAGACCAUGGAGCCUGGCGUCUGCUUGGAAAGUACAGUCAUCUGUAACCAGGUCUAUCACAUCAGAAGCAGCAGCAACAGAACAUGCCAGUGCAAACGGUGUCCUUUACGCUCCCCUUCAAACUUUCACCGAAGAAGAGUCAAUGAUGAAGGAAGCAGUUAAGAAGUUUGCCCAAGAGCGCAUUGCUCCAUUAGUGUCGAAAAUGGACGAGGACUCGCGUAUGGACGAGUCAGUUAUACUCGGGCUAUUUGAACAAGGGCUGAUGGGCAUUGAGAUCUCAGAGCAGUACGGAGGGACUGGCUCCACUUUCUUCUCUUCCAUCCUGGUCAUCGAGGAGCUGGCUAAAGUGGACCCAUCAGUGGCAGUGCUGUGCGAUAUCCAGAACACUCUCAUCAACACCCUGUUCAGAGACCAUGGGACUGAGGAGCAGAAGCAGUGUUAUCUCACCAGACUGGCCAACGACAUGAUAGGGAGUUUCUGCCUUUCAGAGGCACAGUCUGGCAGCGAUGCUUUUUCAUUGAAAACCCGAGCUGACAAGCACAAGGACUACUACACCAUCAACGGGUCCAAGCUGUGGAUUAGCAAUGCGGAGCAGGCUGGCGUGUUCCUGGUUAUGGCUAACAUAAACCCUUCUGCUGGUUACAAGGGGAUCACCUGCUUCAUCGUGGACAGAGACACAGAGGGGCUUCACAUCGGGAAGAAGGAAAACAAGCUGGGCCUCAGAGCAUCGUCAACCUGCCCCCUGACCUUUGACAAUGUUAAGGUUCCAGAGAAGAAUAUCUUGGGGCAGUUAGGCCAAGGAUACAAGUAUGCAAUCGGAAUGCUGAAUGAGGGGAGGAUUGGAAUUGCUGCCCAGAUGCUGGGCUUGGCUCAGGGCUGCUUUGACAACACCAUUCCAUACACCAAGCAGAGAGUGCAGUUUGGGAAAAGGAUCUUUGACUUUCAGGGCAUGCAGCAUCAAAUAGCCCACGUGGCUACCCAGCUGGAGGCAGCGAGGCUGCUAACGUACAACGCAGCACGCUUGAGAGAGACUGGGAGACCCUUCAUCAAAGAGGCCUGCAUGGCUAAAUACUUUGCUGCAGAGGUCGCAACCUUGACAAGCUCUAAAUGUAUUGAGUGGAUGGGAGGGGUUGGAUUUACUAAAGAUUAUCCCAUUGAAAAAUACUACAGAGACUGCAAAAUAGGCACAAUUUAUGAAGGGACAACAAACAUACAGCUUACAACAAUGGCAAAGGUCAUCGACCAGGAAUACGAAGCCUGAGCUACAUAAUAUAUAGAGAAGCAUUAGAACAGCCCAGUACAGAAGCAACAUAACUAAGAGCCUUUCAGAAUAAAAUCAAAUGUCAUAACAUAGUAAGAGAAAUGUAAAAAAUAAUUUGAAAAUACUUACUUGUUGUGAGAUCUGUUGCAUAAUGUUUCUAUAUAAACAGUAUAUUGUGAUUAAGAAUGUUCUGUAAUCUGCUUUGUUAAUGUUUAUAGAUGUAUUGAAUGUUAUCCUUUAUUUAUUAGUUACUGUUGUGCCAUUGUUAUCGAAUUAUGGUACAUCAUAGCACUGUAGUAUUACAAUCAACGUAAAUACAACUUUAUUGCUGACUGCAAUACCAAAGUCCCGCGUAUUAAAUUAACAGCAGAUUCCUGCAGUAAGUAUAAUGUAAGUUAAGGAGAGUAACUGAAACUCGGAAGGAAUGCAUUGCCUUAAACUCAGUUACUGGAGGCAUCUCCAAUUGACGAGAUGAAACGUGUCAUUUCCAAUUCACACUUGAUUUAACUCUGUGUUACUGACAAUGGAGACUUGUUUCUUUUAGCUGAACCAACCCAUAUCAUGUUUUAAUAUGUAACUAAACGGAAUAUGCCUUGCAUUUAUAUUUAAUGACGUAGUGGAAGAACUGGGAACAAGCUGAGGCACAGCUGUUCAUUCUUCUUUGUAUUUCAGCGCCUGUUACUCAAACUGUAAACAUGAUCUCUUGCUGCGUUGAUAGGAUGGUAAUGCUUCUGGUAUAUACUGGGUAUUUAUACAAUUCAGUAAAGUGGUGUUCUAAUAAAGGGUGUUAAAGUG